AUGACUUUGCAAACCGAGUACCCUGAUGAAUUGGACGGCAGUGCUGCAGAGGACGAGAGCCAAAAUCACGGUCCAGUCGCCACGUUAUGGCUUCGACUCAAGAGCAGAUUACAGAUCGGCAACGAGGGGGAAGCCACUGAAGAGGAUUCAGCACGGGCUCGGCAAAUAACCCAAAUCGAAGACUUCCGACCUGGGUAUCCUCGGUUCGCAGCUCUCAUUGCGUCGCACACAUCCUUUCACGUCUGCCGGCGCUUCCUUCGAAUACGCGCUCGAUUGCUCCUGCUCAAGCAAGAUGAACUAUCGUUACUUGAAAGCCAACUUGAUCGCAUCGACCACGAGGAGACUCGGGAGUUGUUCUUGGGUAACAGACGCCGGGAUAAGAACCCGGAAAGAAAAGAGAUACUCAUGAAACUCGAGGUCGCCCUGGCCAGCUAUGAUGCCAUACUAGAAAGAAACCGCAGGAUUCUCGCUUUCGAUAAUCCACGGAAGAAGGACGUUGUGAACAUUCAGAAUUGGGUCGAGAACACAUCCAGUCUGGCUCGGGAAGAGACUGCCUACCUCCUGCAGCCCAAGGACUUGAUGACGAUACUCUCACCCCAGGAUGCCGCCUUGGCCCGUCUCACACCGCUACUUGAGGGAUUCAUGCGCACAUUGUAUAGGGUUUUCAGGAAGAUAAUCAUUGUGAUACGAUCCAUUACUAAAAAUCCAUCCGCCAUCCAGCCUCAGUGCGACGUCUCUCGUGAUCCCAAUAUAUCCCUGUUCUCCGACUCGGUACUACAACGGCUGACACGAUCACUAAUCGCCUCGGUCGUCGUCGUUCUCCUCUUAGUGCCUAUUGUCGUUCUCAAUGCGCUUGCCAGCAUUGCACUUCGGAUGGCGGUAAUCGUGGUCGCCUCGGCGUUUCUCAUCGUAGCGGUCUCAAGCUUCACCAAUGCGAAGACCGUCGAGGUUUUCGUAUCAGGCGCUACGUAA
Letharia lupina is the source of this 972-nucleotide messenger RNA. RefSeq lists its product as uncharacterized. The transcript has 5 exons. Lineage: Eukaryota; Fungi; Ascomycota; Lecanoromycetes; Lecanorales; Parmeliaceae. The record is from RefSeq and is a predicted model, not a curated record. Bases 1 to 972 code for a protein of 323 amino acids.